Messenger RNA from Brassica rapa (field mustard), 2142 nucleotides. RefSeq names its product putative F-box/LRR-repeat protein At3g18150. Lineage: Eukaryota; Viridiplantae; Streptophyta; Magnoliopsida; Brassicales; Brassicaceae. Gene Ontology annotation, molecular function: protein binding. The record is from RefSeq and is a predicted model, not a curated record.
UUUUCAUUAUGUGAAAUUAAAAUCAUUAGAUAUUUUACUGCCAAAUGCCAUUAUGUGAGUUGCUUAAGUUUAAAAAUAAAAGUUAUCUAUUUAAUAAAACUAGAUUACAGUACUAAACUACUAAUAUAAAAUCUGUGAGAUACUAUGAGGUUCACUAAGAUUGAGAAAGAUAAGAUUAUAUAUGGUUUUUAAGAGUGCCAUAUACAUAAAAGUUGAGCUCUAAGAAUAUAUGUACCAGAUGAAGAUGGCCGGCGACAAGAUAAUCGAAGGAGAUGUAGACUUGAUCAGCACUUUACCAGAUGUGAUCCUCCAAGACAUACUAUGCUUUAUUCCAACCAAACUAGCCAUAACUACUUCCCUCUUGUCUAGACGAUGGAGGCAUGUAUGGUGCGAUAUACCUUCUAUCUCCUUAGAUGUGGAUACACAGACGGCAGCAUCGGUAAACGAAACCCUAACUCGCUACAAAGCUACCAAGACAAAGAGUUUUCACCUCAUUAUAACCACCAUGAUGGGGAACAUUCCCCACAUUGAUAGUUGGAUCGAGGGCGCCAUGUCACGCGACGUUGAGAAUUUAUCCCUGAAUUUUCUUCAUCAUUAUUAUAAAUAUAAGCUUCCUGAUUUCUUCUACUACACUUAUUCUUUCAAGCAACUUGACAUUACGUUAAGCUAUGAUCGACAUACGAUUUUUUCUCUCGAGUACACUGUAUCUUGGACAUCCUUGCAGAAAUUAUCCUUGACUAAUUGUAGUCUCUUUGAUGAAUUCUUAGCUAAGAUUCUAUCCGGUUGUCCGGUUCUCAAAUACUUAAGAUUGUAUGAAUGCGGUGAACUAAAGAUUCUUGAUCUCAGCAAAUUUCUACGUCUGAGAAUAUUAGAAGUAAUACGUCACUUGCCGGUUCAGGGGCCAAGGAAGAUUUUGGCACCACACAUCCAUUGUCUAAAAUUGCAUGACUCUCAGUUAUCAUGUACUUUGGUUGAUGUCGCUUCUUUGACCGAAGCUAAUCUGGAGUCAUGCAAUUGUGACAUCACAAAAAACUCAUUGUACCGUGAAUUUAAUGGUGAUUUUCUCCAAGGCAUGGUGCUAAAGAUGCUAGAAAAGUUAAAGAACGCAGAGAAGCUUACGCUUGGGAGAAACUUUACUCAGAUUUUGUCUCUUGCUGAGAUUCAUGGUGUUCCUUUCCCGAUGUUCAAGGUCAAAGCAUUGACUCUUGAUACAGAGAUCUGUCAAUAUAUUAUUCCUGGCAUAGAAAGACUGUUACAAAACUCACCUGAUUUAGAAAAGUUAACCGUAGUAGAAGGAAGGGUUCGCUUCUACAUGCUGGUGGAGUUUCUUGACAAGUACUUGAAAUCACAAGGCUUUAACGUGAACAAAUGCUGGAGAUCAAAAGAUGGAGCCUCUUGGAACAAGUACCGUAAGGAUUUGAAAUCUGAGCAUGUGGCUUCAUUAGUGGAACUUGUGCUUAAGAACACCGAGAAACUAGACAAGAUGGUUGUAUUGUUGGAUGAACAUUUCCUUAACUUCAAAAUUGAAGACGUGGUGGUUCCAACACUUCCUCACAACAACAAUGUCACCAUUGUGCUCUCUUCCACCAACAAACCGAUGACAUGAAGAGUUGUGAAUCAUAGAGGGGUUGAAUUCUUGUCAGUUUACAUCGAUCCUAAUAUUGAAAACAGAAUAGAAGAAGAUUUUUGUUUGUUCACACAAAUCUUCAAGCCUUUAGUGGAGAUUUUAAGAGUAUCAAAAAUUUGCUUUAUCUUUUUUUUUUAACCGUAUAGCUUAUGUGAAAUAGCUUUUAGUUAACCGUAGCUUAUAUGACAAAUUAGAGGGGUGGUUCAGAUUCAUGCCAACACUAACUACAUUGAUGAACCCCUUUUCUGUUGCAGUCUUUCUUUAUUUUACUAUUCAAACAAGACAUAUUCAAAGAAACCUUAUAGUCACCCGAUUAAUUUAAUUAAAAGUCAAUGAUCUUAGGUACAAAUAGAGUUACUAGGGAUUAAUCCGGGCUACGCCCGGGCUACGCCCGGGAUUUUUAUUAUUUUUCUAAUUUAAAUUGUUAAAUUAUUUAUAUUUAAGGUAUGAUAUAUAUUUAUAUAAAUGUUAAGAUGCAUGUCAUAAUUAAAAUUUAUUUUUAAAUUUUAACACGU